AUGCUUGGAGCAUUCAUAACUGACGCGCACCACCGACUUCGUAAAUUCACAGAACAGAAAGAACAACACAGGCAAUUUUGCAUUGACCGACUUCCUCCCCAGGUAUUUGAAACCCUACAGGAAACCAUCACACAUGUCUCGGAACUAGAGCGUCUUAAAAAGAAGAAUGUUUUUGACAAAAAAUGGAUGGCCAUUUCUAGAAAAGGUUACAAUGACUCUUCAUCCUCAAAGAAAGUUAUAAACUUAUCAUCACGAAUACUGACGACAGCCGAAGAGAACGUGCUGAGCAAAGGAAUGAAGUACAAUCCAUCUGACUCCAACUACUUGAACUUCCUUGCCAGCUUCGAAUCCAUUAUAACUUCGGCAGGUCUUACAGAGGAAGAACAAUUUACAAUUCGCAACAGUACGGUACAGGCCUUGAAGAACAGAAACAAGUUCUCAACUUUGUCUGGCGAUGAAAAGAAAGCACUAAAUUCACUUAAAACUGAUGAAAACAUCAUCAUUCUGCCCGCUGACAAAGGAGGCUCCACCACCAUAAUGAACAAGACGGAUUACACAGAGAAGAUGAUGACACUAUUAAAAGACGAAUCCACCUACGAACCCCUAGAUGCUGACCCCACAAAAUCGCAGAAUUCAUGCAUCGAGAAAACACUAAAGCGCCUUACAGGAAAGAAAUUAAUCUCAGGAGUUCUGGCUAAAUCCUCAAAACAAGACGAACCCACAAUUGCCAAAAUAUAUGGACUUCCUAAAGUUCACAAAGUAGGUAUUCCACUGCGACCGAUAGUCUCCUUAAUCGGUGCACCAAACUACAAGAUUUCUAAGUGGUUAUUUCACCAUCUGCAUCCACUUACAAAGGACUCUGAGAACUCCAUUGAAGAUUCGAAUCAGUUCCUAGACAAAUUAAAAGGAGCGACUGUUGCUGCCGACGAGAUAAUGGUUUCAUUCGAUGUAGUCUCCCUCUUCACCUCGAUUCCAUUGGAUUUAGCGAGACACUGCACCGAAGAACUCCUUCAGACUUACACCACUGAUGUGCCUGCCGACGCUCUACUCCAACUACUUGAUGUUUGUCUAGAAACCAACUUUUCUUUCGCCAAACAAUGUUAUCGGCAACUAAAAGGCGCUCCUAUGGGUUCGCCUAUAUCUGGCUUUCUAGCAGAAGCCAUAAUGCAGAAACUGGAGUCUAUAGCCCUUCCAAAAAUUAAUCCAAAACUCUGGCUACGCUAUGUUGAUGACACAUUUGUCAUUGUCAAGAGACACCAAUUAGACCAACUUCACAUGAAUCUUAACUCCACAUUUCCAGGAAUUGAGUUCACAUUUGAAACAGAGGUUGACGGACAGCUCCCAUUUCUAGAUGUCCUCGUAUGCCGAAAAACUGAUGGAUCCCUUCAGACUUCAGUUUAUCGCAAAGAAGCAUACUCCGAGGUCAUCCUACACUUUGAGAGUAACCACCCCAUCACUCACAAGAGGAGUACUGUCUACAGCCUACUAAACCGAGCUAAAACACACUGCUCUGAUGAAGAAAGUUAUCAAGCAGAAGUGAAAUACCUUUUCAAAUUAUUUUCCCACAACGGCUACCCGCGCCACUUUGUGCAUCAUUGCAUGAAACAUGAGUUUAAACAGAAAGGUAUUUCGAAAACAGCGGCCACCCAAGCACCAAAAACUUUCACCUGGCGGACCCUCCCAUACAUCAAAAAUGUAUCUGAACUUGUCGAAAGACAACUGAAAAAGCAUCAGAUACACGUAGCACACCAACCUACAACCACCUUGCGCACACAGCUUGUACACCCUAAGGACAGGGUUGGCUAUCUUGAUAGGAAAGGUGUUGUCUACAAGAUACCAUGUUCCAGUUGUGAUGCCGUGUAUUGUGGCCAAACUGGGAAAUCCGCCUCUACCCGCUUACAUGAGCAUCAGUUAGCGGUGAGGAGACGAGAUCAUUUAUCCCAGGUGGCUAUGCACACACUGGACACUGGACACAAAUUUGCAUGGGAGAACACCCGCAUUGUUGGCGCCUGCCCAAUAAGGAAAGGCCGCGAAUUCCUGGAAGCAAUGCACUCAGAUGAGGCAUGCAUCAAUCGGCAUAUCGAUUUAGAUGCCACAUACAAAUUUCUCAAGGACAAAUGGAAGCGAGCGCAGCCAAUGCCGAAGGGAUGA
Molecule: messenger RNA, 2151 nt
Organism: Spirometra erinaceieuropaei
Lineage: Eukaryota; Metazoa; Platyhelminthes; Cestoda; Diphyllobothriidea; Diphyllobothriidae
Source: the annotation of a GenBank genome assembly